Molecule: messenger RNA, 6753 nt
Organism: Tachysurus vachellii
Lineage: Eukaryota; Metazoa; Chordata; Actinopteri; Siluriformes; Bagridae
Gene: pdgfra
Product: platelet-derived growth factor receptor, alpha polypeptide
Exons: 29
Coding region: 192-4595 (1467 amino acids)
Biological process (GO): protein phosphorylation; platelet-derived growth factor receptor signaling pathway; positive regulation of kinase activity
Cellular component (GO): signaling receptor complex
Molecular function (GO): platelet-derived growth factor binding; platelet-derived growth factor alpha-receptor activity; ATP binding
Source: RefSeq, a predicted model, not a curated record
UGCGCGCACACACACACCCACACUUCCAUACGCACUGAGGAUUAGAAGCGCUACAAAAGUGAAGGAGGACACUUAACAGUGUUCAGUGGAGAGUUGUACAGGAGUACAGGGCAUUCAGUUGUUAUUCUUUUUUCUUUCAUCGAGGGAACACACAAAAGGAUUUUUAAAAGCUGAACACAACCUAAGCAAUAAUGUGGAUACUGAAGACACAUCUCCUUUUGGGGGUUGUUGUUCUCUUUGGAAUAUUACAAAAUGGGACAUGUGACCUGCCACCUCCGACCAUCGUUCCAGAUAAAAAGGAAUUCGUGUUGGAGCUGAACUCCGUGUUUAACGUCACCUGUACAGGGAACAAGAGCGUCGUGUGGGAUGAGCCGUUACCAGUUAACACACACGUGCUGCCCGGAUUUUACACGUCCACGCUGCUGAUUGACGGCGCCGCGGGUUAUCAUACAGGGAUGUACGUGUGCGUUUACAAGACCCUAGAUGAAUACCAGUCAAACUUAGACACCAUGACCAGCAUCUCCAUUUUUGUCCCAGACCCUUACAAUCCAUUCGUUCCUGACGAUUCGGCAGAGGUCUCCCAGGAUUGUAUUCCUUGCCGUGUUACAGAUCCCCAAUCUGUGGUGAUUCUGCGGAGUUUACCAAGUGGAGACGUGCUUUAUUCUCACUAUGAGCAGAUGUUUGGAUUUAUAGGCAGCUUUCCUCCUGGCCAGUACGUGUGUGAGACCAGUGUGAAUGGUGAGGCAGUCCAAAGCAUGGUGUACAACGUGACGGACAUGCAAUUAUUAUCAGAUUACAUCUUAAAUGAGAUGAAGCUGGAUUUCAGUGUGAAUCUGACAUCCAGUCAAGAGGAGAUAAAAGAAGGAGAAGCCUUUAACCUGACCUGCACGGUUUCACCUGGUGCUCUGUAUGUCCAGCAAUGGGUGCAUCCCAGUAGACAGGCUGUAGGUGCUAUGCAGAAGAAGGAAACCUACCCUGAUAAGGUUUCGUAUAUCCUCAGUAUCCCACAUGCCUCAACAAAUGACACUGGCUUAUACGAAUGCUCUGUCACGGAGCAGUCGGUCGGACAGACCCGCUCCUCCCGAGUGACCGUCAUUGUCCAUGAGGGAUCUUUCGUUACUCUGGAUCAUAGUGGGAUCGGAGUAGAAGAAACCAUCUCUCUUCUAGAGGAAUCUGAAUUCACCAUUUACAUCCAUUCUGAUGCUGUUCCCAAGGUCACAUGGUCCAAAGAUGGUCUUGGAUUGAAUAGCCAUUUUGUAACCACCAAGACCACACUUCUAGCGGACAAAAGGUACGAGAGUGUUUUGGUUCUGCGACAUCCUGUCGAAGAAGACGGUGGAACAUAUAAGAUCGUAGCAUCAGCUGGCUCACAGACAAAAGAGUUCUCCUUCAAACUUUAUGUUAAAGCUGGUGAGCCCCAGAUAAUACAGUCCAUGCUGGCUCCGGUAAUCUGGCCCAGGAAAGAGACUAUGGUGGUAUUCCCUCACUCCAUCUUUAGACUCACAUGUCGGGGCCAAGCAGAAGUGGUCUGGGAUGGUCCCGUCCCUCUUGACAAGCAGAUGUUAGAUGACAAGAGAGGCCUGUUCGUCUCCACAGUGACGGUGGACAAUGCCAUGGCAACGCACACCGGAGAAUACACGUGUUACUACAAGAAUGAGAAUCAGACAGACCAGAGCAGCAUCUACAUCUUUGUUCCAGAUCCAAACAUGCCAUUUGUGCUUCCCCUGCCUCCCUUCGGACAGCACGUGCUGAAGAGCCCAGAGGAGAUGGAGAUUCCUUGCCGCGUGACUGAUCCGAGCGCCCAAGUGACGCUGUUCCAUGUGGAGGCUCAGCAGGCUGUGCCCGCCAUCUAUGACAGCAAGAAGGGCUUUCUGGGCAACUUCACACCUGGGACAUAUGUUUGUCAGGCCCUUGUGAACGGACAACAGCACGAGAGUGAGGAAUACAUUGUCCAUGGCUGGAUAGAAGUCUCAGGCGUGUACGUAGAGCUGAAGGCCGAGAAGAAGGCUCUGUUGGUUGGAGAAACCCUCGUAGUAAACUGUGUAGCCAAAGGCAGUGACUUACUGGAACAACAAUGGAAAUAUCCUGGAAAAAUGGCGGAUCGUGCUAUGAUGUCUCUAAAGGAGAACAAGAAGGAUCAGGAGAUCUAUUACACCCUAACUGUGCCUGAUGCCAGAACUAAAGACAGUGGAAAUUACGCCUGUUCCGUCACUGACGUUAUGAGCAACGAAAGCCAAACCAAGGAACUCACUAUUACUGUUUAUGAGACGGAGUUUGUGUCUCUAGUUCCGAUGUUUGCUCCUGUGGAAACCGCCAAGCUGAACGACGUUCGUGAGUUCCUAGUGAACAUUGAGGCUCUUCCUGAACCCAAAGUCACGUGGAUGAAGGAUGGUGUUGUACUAGGUGAUGUUGCUGCGGAGUUCACCACCUCCCUUCAGAAGAUCAGCGAGACAAGGUACCAGAGUACUCUCGCUCUGAUUAGAGCUAAGGCAGAGGACAGUGGCAACUACACGGUGCGAGCUGAGAUUGGCAACCAGAGUGCCAGCCAUAUGUUCAACCUUCAGGUCAAAGUUCCUGCUGUGAUUGUGGACCUGCUAGAUCUGCAUCAUGGUUCAGAAACGGGCCAGGCUGUUGUGUGUGUUGCCGGAGGAUCACCGGUCCCUGAGGUGGAGUGGUACAUCUGUAAAAACAUUAAGCAGUGUUCCAAUGACUCAAGUGAGUGGUCACCUCUUCAGACCAACACAACUAGCAUAACCAUUGAUACACACAUGGGCCAGGACAAUCAGUUGGAAAGUCAGGUGAUCUUUGGACAUCUGGAGAACACGAUAGCUGUGCGCUGCCUGGCACAGAACGAGAUGGUCGCUGUGUCCCGUGAGAUCAAACUCGUGGCCAACGGUCCACACUCAGAGCUCACUGUGGCAGCUGCUGUUCUGGUGCUGUUGGUCAUUGUUAUCAUCUCACUCAUUGUGCUGGUCAUUAUCUGGAAAAAGGAGCCACGUUAUGAGAUCAGGUGGCGUGUCAUUGAGUCAGUCAGUCCAGAUGGGCACGAGUACAUCUAUGUGGAUCCCAUGCAGCUGCCCUACGACACACGCUGGGAGUUCCCACGUGACGGCCUUGUCCUUGGCCGCAUUCUGGGCUCGGGGGCCUUUGGUAAGGUGGUGGAAGGCACCGCGUAUGGACUCAGUCGUUCUCAGCCAGUAAUGAAGGUGGCAGUGAAGAUGCUCAAACCAACAGCUCGCUCCAGUGAGAAGCAAGCACUGAUGUCAGAGCUGAAGAUCAUGACUCACCUGGGCCCACACCUCAAUAUUGUAAACCUGCUGGGGGCCUGCACCAAAUCAGGUCCUAUCUACAUUAUUACCGAGUACUGUUUUUAUGGAGACCUGGUGAACUACCUGCAUAAGAACAGAGACAGCUUCCUAAGCCGACCAGCUGAGAAAGGCAAAAAGGACCUGGACAUCUUUGGCAUCAAUCCAGCUGAUGAGAGCAGCAGAAGCUACGUGAUCCUGUCAUUUGAAGAAAAAGGAGACUACAUGGAUAUGAAGCAAGCAGACACAAUGCAGUAUGUCCCCAUGUUGGAGAGGAGCAACGCCUCUAAAUACUUCGACUGUCAGAGAGAUGACUACGAUCACCCUCCGUCUUACAAACACAUCAACGAAAGUGAGGUCGAAAAGCUUCUCUCUGAUGACACAGAGCGCUUGACCACUAUGGAUCUUCUUAGCUUCACCUAUCAAGUGGCCAGAGGGAUGGAUUUCCUGGCCUCCAAAAAUUGUGUUCACAGAGAUCUGGCUGCUCGAAAUGUCCUGCUGUCUCAGGGGAAGAUUGUGAAGAUCUGUGACUUUGGGCUGGCCAGGGAUAUAAUGCGUGACAACAACUAUGUAUCCAAAGGAAGCACCUUCCUUCCCGUAAAAUGGAUGGCACCUGAGAGCAUUUUUGAUAACCUGUACACCACUCUGAGUGACGUCUGGUCUUAUGGCAUUUUACUUUGGGAGAUCUUUUCUCUGGGCGGGACCCCUUACCCUGGCAUGGUUGUGGACUCCAGCUUCUAUAACAAGAUCAAGAGUGGCUACAGGAUGGCUAAACCUGAGCACGCCUCCAGAGAUGUUUAUGAACUGAUGGCGAAGUGCUGGAACAAUGAGCCAGAGAAGAGACCAUCGUUCUACAGUCUGAGUGAGAGCGUGGCCACCCUGCUGCCAUGCGGAUACAAGAGGAGCUAUGAGCGUAUAAAUAAUGACUUCCUGAAGAGCGACCACCCGGCGGUGACCCGCGUGCAGUGUGUGCAAAGCGACGAGACCUACUUGGGUGUGGCUUAUAAGAACCAGUGCAAGAUGAGGGAGCGUGAAAGUGGCUUCGAAGAGCAAAGGCUCAGCUCCGACAGCGGCUACAUCAUCCCUCUGCCCGACCUGGACCCCCUUUCUGACGAAGAAUACACCAAAAGAAACCGUCACAGCUCUCAGACGUCUGAGGAGAGCGCUAUAGACACGGGCUCGAGCAGCUCCACCCUGCCCAAGCGUGAAGGAGAGACUCUGGAGGACAUUACACUGCUGGAUGAGAUGUGCCUGGACUCAGGGGAUCUGGUAGAGGACAGCUUCCUGUGAGACUGAGACAUUGAGAUGAAAAGAGAGAAAAAGAGGAUGAGACAGACCCUUUUUAGCAAUUCAUCCAACAGGAGGAGGAGGAGAGAAAGGCUAUGACAUUAGCAUUAACACAAGAACUCUUCUGAAUAGCCCUUUUCUCUCUCCCACCUGUUCUCCGAACUCGUGCUCCCUUGCGACAUCCGCUGCCGCAGAAUCCUCCGAGGAAAAGAAAAGACUCUUCCCUGACUGGAAAUCCUGUGAAGGUCAUUUAGCAUUAAAGACAGCGUCCUCUAUUGGCUCAAAAGAGGAAUAAGGAAAUAAUCCAGAAUACUCACAUGUUGUAUAGAACUUUAUAAUUGAUGGGCAUUCAGAACAUUGAACUAAUCAAGCAGGAAUGUAUCCUAAGCAUACUAUUGUAUACUCCAUAACCAGUUCAUUUACAUACGAGUCAGUUUUCAACGACCACUACACCUGAAAUCCGACCCAACGCCGUUUAUUUCCUUUCACAUUCCAUGUAGUGCAAAUCGCAUUAAAAAGCACACAAUGUCUAGCUCCUGUAGCUGAUCGUACAGUAUACUGGCCGCAACGCAAUAAGUGCAGCAGUUUGAAUUUUAUUAUUAUUUUUUUUUUUUACAUAAUACUGAGCAUCAAUGUGUAAUAUUUUGUAAAUAAUGGGAAGGGAAGGGAAACAUUUUAACGGUCCUAAAUGAAGAAAAUAAUAAUAAUAAUGCAAUAAUGCGUAACGCAAGCCUCACAGCGUUGCAAUUUUGACACGUUGCAACAAAACCGUACCAAAGUGUGGACCAAAGAUUUAACUUUAAACUGCACAAUGUGUCAAAUGGAAAAAUGGCAUUAUAAGAUUUCUACCAGUGUUGUAGUACACAGGAACUGUGUUUUUACCCUGUGGAGUGAUGAUCGAAUCACUUGAGUGAGAUGAGAAACCUUGUGGUAGCUUGAUCAGCCUUGAAAGGACAAACGCUGACAAUAAGCUGGAAUGUUUUGACGCUGUGGAUAAAAUGAUGUAACCUAUUCAUCUAUAUACUGUUUCGAAUCAUCUAAACAACAUAAUGACUUUAUAUCAGCUGGUUUAGAUGUUGUACCCAAAAGCUUUUUUUUUUUUAAGCUUUAGCACAAAUAUUAUAGUAAUAUUGUAAAGAGAGGUGUAGAGAGACAGAGCACUGCAAAAUAAUAAUAAUAAUAAUAUAAACAAAAAAUAAAUAAAAAAUAACUUCAUAGAAAGGGAAAACUUCUUGAAUAUGGUCUAGUUGUUCCUAUUAUAAGAUCACAAUAACCCAACGAUUAUUAAACCUAGAUGUUUUCUGUUCAUUUUUAAAUAUUUUUUAACACAAAUUAGAAAAAAUUAAAAGUUGGUACUAAAUAAACAAAUAGAAAGGUUUAGUAAUAUUCUAUUUUUUUUAUUGUAUUCUUAUAACAGGAUUUUUAGAUGCAGGAUAUUUUCACUUGAUGUCUUUUUGAGUUGUUUCUAAAAAAAUGUUUAAAUUUUUUUUAUUAUUAUUUUUUUUUUUUUUUUGCAGGGUUUGUUGUAUUCAUAUAAUAUUACUAAUAUGCAAAAGAUGUUUAUUUUCAGACAAUAUCAACACUCUGUUCUGUUCCUGAGCACCGAUGCUAUGGGCAAUGCACACUAUGGGUAAAGGUCCAGCUUCAGUGCGUAUAUAACGUCUAAACCCCAACUGAUUUCCAUCUCACCUUCAUCGACUACAGUCGUCCUGAAGCAUGGUAGAGAGUCUCUGUGUAGUUAGUUUGAUGUUAUACAUCACUGCAUGGAUUAAAUGGCUUUUCAAUGUAUAGUUUUAUCGUCCAGCGAUCCACUGCCUCCCUCUGAGUGUAUAUCCACUGUGAUCUACUCGAUGGGCACGAAAAAAAAAAAGAAAAACUGUUGCACUUUUUAGACCCUUCUUCUUUUGUUGCUUUUAUCUGUCAUUGUAUGUUCGUUUUAAAGAGUUUAUAUUUUGAGCAAAUACAAUUCAUGCGAUUUAUGUGACUUUAAAAUGCUACAAUUUUCUGAAAAGUGGUAUGAAGAAUUAUACUCUAUGGUACAGUAUGUAUAAUAAUAGGUAGUUACUCACAGUACAAGCUGUUAUCCUCCUGUUCUAUUAUGCGUUAUGUCUAUGUCCAUUCAGAUGAUUUAUAUUUCAAUAAAUGAGAUUUAAUAAUGUGA